Thecamonas trahens ATCC 50062 is the source of this 2799-nucleotide messenger RNA. Its product is annotated as elongator complex protein 3. Gene Ontology annotation, cellular component: nucleus; elongator holoenzyme complex; cytoplasm. The coding region runs from base 1 to 2799 and encodes 932 amino acids. The record is from RefSeq and is a predicted model, not a curated record. The transcript has 3 exons. Gene Ontology annotation, molecular function: iron-sulfur cluster binding; protein binding; acyltransferase activity, transferring groups other than amino-acyl groups. Gene Ontology annotation, biological process: tRNA wobble base 5-methoxycarbonylmethyl-2-thiouridinylation. Lineage: Eukaryota; Apusomonadida; Apusomonadidae.
AUGGGGGUCAUUGCGGAGAUCAUUGCCGGGCUGAAGAGAGAGUUUGGCUCGCGUGGGGUGCUGAACAAGCGCAAAGCCAAGAGCAAUGAGAGCAAGAGCAAGAGCAGCGGGCCGGGCGAUGUGAGCAGCAAGGUGGAGGCGAUCAUUGGCGACGUGUGCCGCAAGCACGCGCUGCCGUCGUACCCAAAGAGGGUGGAGCUGAUUGCGGCGGUGGCGCCCGAGGAUCAGGACCUGUUGUUCCCGCUGCUGAAGGCGCGGCCGGUGCGGACGGCGUCGGGCAUUGCUGUGGUGGCCGUCAUGUCCAAGCCGCACCGCUGCCCGCACAUUGCCAUGACCGGCAACAUCUGCGUGUACUGCCCGGGCGGGCCGGACUCGGACUUUGAGUACUCGACGCAGAGCUACACAGGGUACGAGCCGACGUCGAUGCGGGCCAUUCGCGCGCGGUACUCGCCGUAUCUGCAAACGCGGAACCGGGUUGACCAGCUGCUGAGGCUCGGUCACUCGGUGGAAAAGGUCGAGUUUAUUGUCAUGGGCGGGACCUUCAUGUCGCUCGACGCCGGCUACCGCGACUACUUUAUCCGCAACCUACACGACGCCCUCUCGGGUCAUGCGUCGAGCUCGGUCGCCGAGGCUGUCGCCUACUCGGAGCAGUCGCGGGUCAAGUGCAUCGGCAUCACCAUCGAGACCCGCCCCGACUACUGUCUCAAGCCGCACCUGGCAGACAUGCUGGCGUACGGAUGCACGCGAAUCGAGAUGGGUGUGCAGGCCAUUUACGAGGAUGUGGCGCGCGAUACCAACCGCGGCCACACUGUGGCUGCCGUCUGCGAGGCCUUUCAGCUCGCCAAGGACGCCGGCUUCAAGGUCGUCUCGCACAUGAUGCCCGACCUGCCCAACUGCUCGCUCGACCGCGACCUUGCCGGCUUCACCGAGCUCUUUGCCAACCCUGCGUUCCGGCCCGACGGCCUCAAGAUUUACCCGACCCUCGUCAUCCGCGGGACCGGCCUGUACGAGCUGUGGCGGACCGGGCGGUACUCCAACUACACGCCCGAGGAGCUGGUCGACGUUGUGGCACGGCUCCUGGCCCUUGUCCCGCCGUGGACCCGGGUCUACCGCGUCCAGCGCGACAUCCCGAUGCCACUGGUCUCAUCGGGGGUGGAGCACGGCAACUUGCGCGAGCUGGCCAUGGCACGGCUCGCCGACCUCGGCUACGCCUGCCGCGACGUCCGCUCGCGUGAGGUCGGCAUCAAGGCCAUCACCGACCAGGUCCGGCCGCACCAUGUCGAGCUUGUGCGUCGCGACUAUGUGGCCAAUGGUGGAUGGGAGACGUUCCUCGCCUACGAGGAUCCCGAGCAGGACAUCCUUGUCGGUCUCUUGCGGCUGCGCAAGGCGUCGCCGGCGGCGUUCCGGCCAGAGAUGACCGCCGGCCCGACCUCGAUCGUCCGCGAGCUGCACGUCUACGGCUCGGCUGUUCCACUCCACUCGCGCGAUCCGACCAAGUUCCAGCACCAGGGCUUUGGCACCCUCCUCAUGGAGGAGGCCGAGCGCAUCGCCGUCGCCGAGCACGGCUCGACCAAGAUGGUGGUCAUUGCCGGCGUCGGCACCCGCCAGUACUACCGGCGCCUCGGCUACGAGCUCGAGGGCCCGUACAUGGUCAAGGCACUCAGCAAGGGCGACAUCGAGCAUGGCGAGUGGUGUGAGCCCGAGUUGGACUGUGGCCGGGCCCGGCUGGGAGCGCUUGCGGUGGCGCUUGCGGUGGCGUUGGUGGUGGCUGCCGGGCGGCGGGCCGAGGGCACGGCUCUGCUUCCUGCCGACGGGCCGAUUCCGUCGGCUGUUCUGGCGCUGGUGGCCGGAAACGAUGGCGAUGGUCUGGCGAGUGCGGUGCGGCGGAUGGAAGGCGGCGAGUGGGCCCGCAUGCUGCGGGAAACGGUCCCGGUCCCUGAUCACAAUCUGCAGGCUGUAGGCCUUGUUCACAUCGCCGCCCUCAACGGGCAUCUGUCCGUCCUCAAGCGGCUGGUGCAGCUUGGGGCGGAUCUGCUGCUGCCUGCUGGCGAUGGUGCAACGGUGCUGGAUGCCGCUGUCCAGGAAGGCCACGAGGCCAUUGCCCGCUGGCUUCUGGUCCCGGGCACCGAUCGCCGGCGCGCGCUUGCGCACGCUCCGCCGCGGUCGACCGGCUGGUCGGUCCUGCACAUGGCAGCCGAGCGCGGCGACACCGGAGUUGUGCAGCUUCUGAUAGAUGCCGGCGCGGAUGUCAACUAUGCGCGCGAGGGCGUGACGCCGGCGUUCUCGGCGGCGCUCGGUGGACACUUGCAGGCUCUGCAGAGUCUGCUGCGUGCGGGUGCUGACGUCAACGCCGGGCCGUCAUCAUCGGGCGCGUACAUUGUCCACGCGGCGGCGUCGUCGGGAAGCACGGCAGUUGUGGCGGCGGUUGUCGAGGCUGGCGCUGACGUCAACGCGCGGCUGCCGUCGGGAAUCACGCCGCUGCACAUUGCGGCCGAGGCUGGUGCGGGGCAAGUUGUCGAGCUCCUCUUGGCGACGCCCGGCGUGGUGGCAGCAGCCAAGACCGACGCCGGGCACACUCCGCGCGACCUUGCUAUCAUUCACAAGCACGAGGCGCUAGACAAGAUCUUCCGCAAGGCCGGCGUGACGUCGUCGGUCAAGGCGACGUACGUCAAGGCCUCGUUCUCCACCACGCUCCUCAAGCUCGGGCUCGGCACUUUUGGCGUGUUUAUCGGCCCGCUGCUGGCGUGCAAGGCGGUGCGAUGUGGGGUGCUCGCGGCAGCCGGCUCGGAAGAGCGAUAG